CCUCGGGUGCAGAAUUGUUCUCCUCAAUUUCGAGAGGCGCGGUAAUGCGGAUGACCGUCGGCCGCUUCAGUUCUGCUUUAGGGCCGAGCCGCGUCGGUAGCAUCCUCAGCGGCCGGCGGGUUGUGCGGCAGCCUUCCCCAUCUUGGGGAACUUCAAUAUCCCGGCCACGCGUGCUGCGGAUGAGGGGCGCAAAGCGUGGAAGUACCGCAAGGGCUGCGAAGGAUGGAGUUGUAGUAGAGAGAGACGGUACCAGCCUGGCCCCGAUGACGAUCGAUCGGUGCCCACCGUCGGCUAGAUAGGUUGCCUUGUUGCUUCCUGCUGUAAGCUGCUUAGAGCCGGGAGGGUUGAAGCAGCACAAAAGCCUUUUAAACGAUAAAUAAAUGAGCCAGGCGUGUUUGGAAACCCUUGGCCGAAGAAAGGGUGGCGGAGGGGUGGCGGGCCCUACCCGGACGGAACAGUAGUUUUAUGUGCCCAGAUGGAGCCGUAAGACUGCGGAGCUCAACGGGACGUCUGAGCGGUUGUCAGAAUGGCGUGCCGUGAAAUGAGCUUUUCAUCCUAACGUGGUACGUGAAUAAGGUCAAUCGCGCCAAUGCCACCUGCUGAGCCUGACGCCCUCUGUGACUCACAAGUGGCGCGACUGCCACAAGGCAGUCCCCGAAGUGAAAGACGGGUGGCUGAACGGUCCAGCUGCCUAAAGGAAUUCGCCAGUGUCCAGACGACGGGGCUUCUGAUCCUACAGGUGGUUAUCGCCCCUCGUAAAAAAGAAUCUCCUCAGCAGAAAUGGUGGUGAAUGGGCCAGGGAGCAGGGCGCUGCUGUUGCCUUCAGCUUUUGGAGGAAGGCCUUUGCUUCUCAGUGACCUGUUCCUAAAGGUUUUUCUCGGAAGCAAAGUCCACAGGGCUACUUCGGCGGAUGGUGCCCCUUUUCUCAUAGCUGAUGGUACUUAUUUCCUGUAUUUAUAAUAUUGAUAUAUCUACGUUGUGCCACGUGUCUCAGCGGAGUACCAUUAAUGCAGAAAUUCAUUGAAACGGAUUAAGGUAAAGCAACCCAACGUGCAGUAUAGUUACUACCAAAUCAGGGGUCAUAAAUUGAUGUCAUAGAACUCCUGUAUAUUCUCAGAUGCUGAUUGAAUUAAAGGAAAAGCCAUCGUGCGCAUGCUCGUGCAUCCAGUUGUAUCCUUUGCUUCUGGGAAAGGGGCACUCCAGGGAGGGGGCUCCCAGCAGAGCAGGGCCUCCUUUGGCCCCAGCCGUAGGAUGUGGCCCAUCCAGGAAGGCCCUGAUGGGUGGCAGCACCUGGGCAGACAGCGAGGGAAGGAAGGAGGCAGCCUCCGAGGCAGAGAAGCAGCCGCCCCCAGCAGAGCAGAUGCAGCAGCCAUCGGCUCUGCCUCUUGCGGUAAUUGGCAUUCUGGAGCUUGCAGAAAGGGCGCCCCCCCAGCGGUGUUUGCACGACACCCUAAUCCAUGUUUUCUUUGUCAGUCUGUCAUUGCACGUUGCAUCCCCUGUUUUUCCUCCAGGGGAUCAGUUAAACCCGCUUUCUCCAUCCGGAUGACACGCCGUGCCUUCGGCUGGGCUGCCCUCGCCCCCAAACUAGCAGCCCGGUGGCUGGGCUGUUUUGUGGCUUGGGGCGUCAUGCAGAUAGAGUGGCAACCAAGAAGAGGGGGGGGGGGGCCCCCUUGAGCCCCCUGCAGGGAGAGUAAGUGACCGGCAGGCAUUGCAGACCUCCUCCAGGUCUGGCUGCAGGAGCCGGGAGCAGCCUCUCAUUGGACCGCUGCCUUCCGUGCCUGCUGGCUGAGAGUGUGCGUCUGUGGGGCUUCGGCUGUUUUUUCCCUGGACCUUCGAAUAGGCGCCACAAAAUGAUGCCAUUUUGUUUCAGACAGGUUGUGGGCGUUAAAGGCGCGGUCAAGCCCACAACCGCAAGAGCAUGUGGUGGCUUUUGUUUUGUCUGGCUGCGCGCUGGAUUUUUCCUCUGCUCCUGACGAAAAGGCCGGAGAUUAUCUGAGUUCCCCUUUCCUCCUUCAUGGAUUAGACACGAAGGAGACAAAACGGCCGAGCUGCACUUGCACAGAAUUGCAGAUUGUUCCAUCUUCUGCUGCCCUUUGGGGAUUUAAUCUCUGGGCUUCGGCUUUAUUUUCAUUUUGUUAAAGCUUUUAUGCUAAUCGCUUUUGUGUCCAGACGCUCAGUCUCACAAGGAAGAUUCCUGGCCUGCUCGCCUCUUUGUGAAUGUGGGAUUUUAGGUUAAUUUAGGGAGGGCGGUGCUGGGAUGGCAGGGGGGGUUGGCCUAGAGAUAGUGGAUAGGCAUUUGGGACACUUGUGACAUGGAGAGUCAGCCAGGCAUUUUGUGUAGGUUGCCAGAAUGUGUUUGGCUUGCUCAUAAGGCCAGAAUUGGGGGGAGGACUGGAAAAAGGUUGAUAAUUCACGAUCUAGCCAUAGAGAACAGCUCCUGACCAAGGGUGGGGGGGGUGCAGUAGGUUUUAUAUUUGGGGUUUUUAUUUCUGUAAGCUGCCUGGAGUCACUGUGAGCUAUAUAAAUUGCAUAAAUAAAUAAAUAAUCAAUCAAUCAAUCAAGAAGGGGGGCUUGAGUUGGGGUGGUUGACCCCAUGCUGAUAGAAGGGAUGCAGGAGGAAAUGGUCUCAAAGCCGUGUCUACUUUUCCAGGCCCAGUCUGCUAUGCAUCUACAUGGCGAGAACCUUUUACAACUGUGGAGCAUCAGCGGGCGGGGAGGGUGUCAUUCUAACCUGUUUGCAUGGACUUGUAUAAUCCAUGGACCUUCCCCUGCCCAGAAGAGCUGUUGCUGCGGCGGCGGCAGCAUCUGUGUCUGAGAAGGGUCACUGCUACUUAGUGGGCAGAUGGGGGGAACUCCUGCUACAGGUGCCAUCUGUGGGCUUUCUCAGUGCUGGUGGUGGUGCUUGCGCUCUGGAAUGCUCCCCCUGCCCCUCACGUUUAUGAAGUGCCUUUGGCGACGUUUCAGGUCUCCUUGGGCUGGGAACGGAAGAGGAGCUGCGUUCUCCCUCUGCGAGCAAGCAGAUGCGGCGGGGUGCUGGGGACACCUUUGGUCGGAGGAAGAGGAGCCUCCGUGUUCGGCAGAGAUGAGCCUCAUCCUCCCUUCCCCCUACCUCAAAGCUGUACAAUCUAAAGUGGACUGCAUUUUGCAAGAAGUUGAGAAGUUUACAGACUUACAGAAACUCUACCUCUACCUUCAGCUGCCUUCCGGUCCCAGCAAUGGCGAGAAAAGCGAUCAGCUGUCGGUGUCCUCCAGCCGCGCUCAACAGGUGCACGCCCUUUCCUGGAUCCGGAACACCUUGGAGGAGCACCCGGAGACCUCGCUUCCAAAGCAGGAAGUGUAUGACGAGUACAAGAGCUACUGUGACAAUCUUGGUUACCAUCCUCUCAGUGCCGCAGACUUUGGGAAGAUCAUGAAAAAUGUGUUUCCCAAUAUGAAGGCUCGUCGCCUGGGCACGCGAGGCAAAUCUAAGUAUUGCUAUAGUGGACUUCGGAAGAAAGCACUUGUGCAGAUGCCAUCGCUCCCUAAUCUGGAUUUCCAUAAAACUGGAGAUGGGCUGGACGGCGCAGAGCCUCCUGGGCGCCUGCAGAGUGCUGAUGAAGAGAUUGUGUCGGCUGCCUGCCAGCUGGUCUGUGAGUGGGCUCAGAAGGUGCUCAGCCAGCCCUUCGACUCUGUCCUGGACCUGGCCCGCUUCCUGGUCAAAAGCCACUACACGGGCACCAAAUCCAUGGCAGCUUUGGCUGUGAUGGCGGGCGCCCCUGCAGGACUCAAGGGGAUCCCCCAGCCCUCGGCGUUUGUUCCAACGGCAGAGAGCAACUCCUUCCAGCCCCAGGUGAAAACGCUGCCUUCGCCUGUGGACGCCAAGCAGCAGCUGCAGCGCAAGAUCCAGAAGAAGCAGCAGGAGCAGAAACUGCAGUCUCCUUUGCCAGGCGAGUCCCCAGCCAAGAAGGCUGAGGGCACGACAAGCAACGGGAUUGCCAGCCUUCCGAACGGGAGCCCGGCCAUCCUGUCCCCUCAACCCAUCGGCAUUGUGGUGGCUGCUGUGCCGAGCCCUAUCACGGUGCCAAGGUCCCGGCAGUUGGUAACGUCUCCUAGUCCAAUUGGCUCAUCCGAUGGCAAAGUCCUUCCACUCAACGUCCAGGUGGUCACUCAGCACAUGCAGUCCGUCAAGCAGUCGCCAAAGACUCCCCAGAACGUUCCGGCCAGUCCCGUGGGAGACCGUUCUGCUCGCCACCGCUACCCCCAGAUCCUGCCAAAGCCAGCCAACACCAGCGCGCUCACCAUACGCUCCCCCACAACCGUGCUCUUCACAAGCAGCCCAAUCAAGACUGUGGUUCCUGCUCAGCACAUGAACGUGGUCAAAAUGACCGCGAUAUCACUUGCCCCGAGCAGCGCCGGCGGCACACCCAUCAAACCCCCGGCCUCGGCCGUUAGCUCGGGAGCCGCUGAGGAGUCGAGGAGCGUGCCUCAGAUCAAGAACGGAUCUGUUGUUUCACUGCAGUCCCCGGGAACCAAAGCAAGUGGUGGAGGGCUAGCUGCCCCCCCCUCAUCAGUCGAGGUCAAACUGGAGCCGGAAUCGGUCCUGGAUGAGAGCCUGCGGCAGAACCAGCACCAUUCAGACCCUGCUGCUGUGGUCAGGGUGGCCCUCCUGGCACCUGCAGAUCAGCCGAGGGCUGCGGAAACAGAGCCCUGGAAAGGUCGGGCAGAGGAGCGCCUUGGAGCAGCAAGCUGUGACCCCCUGGGGGAAGAUUCGGGGAGGAAACCCCUUUCUCAGCCUCACGAAUCCCCCCCGGAUCCCUCGGAGGCUGCUCAGCACGCCUCCAGCACCAGCAUCGCCACCUCGCCUCCUGCGGGUGACCAGGGGUGCGCCAAAGGCCUGAGGAAGAGGCUCCCUUCUGCCUUUGUGGACUCCCAGGGCCCCCCGAUCAAAAAGCUUUCUGUGGGACAGGCAUCUGCAGAAGCCCCCAAGGCCAGUGGCGCUAAGAAGGCUCAGCAGAGGAGCGGGCUGCCUCUCCCUAAAAGCGAUAGUCCAGCUGCCCUUCUCCAAGGGCCCAGCAAGGUGACGAUCCAGGUCCAUUCUGUGGCCUCAGGGGGCGGCCUGGUGACCUCCUGCCCUCUGGACGCCGACCUUGUCAUUGCCUCCAGCGACCCCCUGUUGGAGCAGCAACCGGCAGCCUCGUCGGCAGGGGUUGAAAUGAAGCUGGAAGGAAAUGUCUUUGUCCUCGAAAACAGCCCUAAGCCCGACAGCAGCUUUAACCCCAACGUGUGGCAGCAGCUGGCCAAGAGCUCCAGCUUCGGCCCCGAGACCUGCAAGCCGCAGCCGCAGAUAAGUGUUAUGACGCUGGCCGGGCCCUCUGACUCCGAGGACUUGCCCAAGUCCGCCUGGGAACCAGUGCACUUUGAAGGGUUUCAGCAGGCGGCGGCGGCGGCGUUCAGCCAGCAGUUGCCGGAUCAGGGCCAGCAGCCCUCCCUGGAGCAGCAUCUGCCAGGCCAGAGCUCUCGCCAGCUGCCCCUGCAGCAGGAGCUGAAGGAGUUUGAGGACGCCGCCUCCCAGUCCCACGAGAACUUCUUUUCCUUUGAUGAUGACCUGACCCAGGACAGCAUUGUGGAGGAGCUGGUGCUGAUGGAGGAGCAGAUGUCCCUGAACACUUCUCACCUGUACAGCACUUCCCUGGGGAUGGCUCUCCAGAAUCAGGGGACAGCUCAGGUGGCACCCUUGGCCCCUCACUCGAGCAGCGCCCACUUCUAUCACCCAAUCCACAGCAACGGCACUCCUGUUCACACGCCCACGCCUACCCCGACACCCACCCCGACGCCCACUCCGACCUCUGAAAUCAUGGCGGGAUCGCAAGGCGUGUCGCGGGAGAGUCCAUGCUCCAGGAUGGCUCAGACAACGCCUGUCGACAGCGCACUGGGGAGCAGCCGGCACACGCCCGUCGGCACGCCGCACUCCAACUGCAGCAGCAGCGUGCCCCCAAGCCCUGUGGAGUGUAGGAACCCCUUUGCCUUCACCCCAAUUAGCGCCAGUAUGGCCUACCACGAUGCCAGCGUCGUUUCAAGCAGUCCCGUGAAGCCCAUGCAGCGGCCAACGGCUACCCACCCUGAUAAAACCAAACUCGAAUGGAUGAACGCCGGGUAUGGUAGCGUGGGUAACUCCUCGGUCACCAGCCACGGGAUUCUGCCAAGCUACCAGGAGUCAGUGGAAGACCGUUUCCGGAAGCCUCACGCCUUUGCCGUUCCUGGCCAGUCCUACCAGUCUCAGUCGCGGCACCACGAUUCCCAUUUUGGGCGCGUGACCCCUGUCUCCCCCGUCGGCAACAAGCAAGAAGGUUUUGCUGUCCCUGCUCCUCUCGAUAACAAAGGGACGAGUUCCUCCCACGGCAGCCAUUUCAGAUGCCGGAGCGUCAGUCCCGCCGUUCACCGCCAGCGCAACCUCAGCGGAAGCACCGUCUGCCCCGUGGCUGCUGUGCUUCGCUCUGGAACGACGGUGGCCCCUUUUGGGAGCCCUGUCGCUCCAGAAGCGCACAACCCGUUGGCGAACGUCCACGCAGACACGAGCGCCAGCAACCUUGCCCAGAGGAGCCAGUCGGUCCCCCUGACAGUCAUGAUGGAGACCGCGUUUCCCCCACCCCAGAAGCAGGCCAGCUCCAAGAAGAUCACCAGCGUCCUGCUGAACAAGCUUGAUUCUGAGAACGAUGACGCUGUGAGGGGGCUGGGCGUCAACAACAGGCCCUCCAAUUACACCGCCAGGAUGAACCUGACUCAGAUUUUAGAGACUUCCGCUGCGUUUCCAAGUGCCAGUGCGCAGAGCAUGCUCCCGUCCAGCCCGUCGGUUUUUGAAUUCCAAACACCAGGUUACCUCGCCAAAAACAGCAGCCCCGAUCCGGUGAACUUUGCUUCUGGAGACAGUGCGGCACAGUCGGAGGCCGGAGAGCAGCAGUUGGAUUUCAGCGGCACCGUGAAGGAGCUUUUGGAGGAGAGCACCCUGCAGGUGGGCCAGGUGCCUCCCGACUUGAGCAGCGUGGCCUCGGUCUUCUCCAGCGACAUGAGGCUGGCUUCGGAGCUCUCGGGGAGCAUGAACGAUCUGAACGCUUUGGACACAAAUCUGCUCUUUGACCCGGCUCACCAGCAGAGCCAAGAUGACGAGGCAACACUGGAAGAGUUAAAGAACGACCCCUUGUUCCAACAGAUCUGCAACGAGUCCAUCAAUUCUAUGACUUCGGCAGGUUUUGAUUGGAUGGAGAGUAAGGACCAUCCUGCUGUUGAAAUGUUGGGUUAAGAAAAGUGUGUGCGCGCGCGUGUGUGUGUAUCUCUGUGUGUGUGUGUGUACACACAUACACGCUUGUGUGUGAGUGUAUAUAUAUGUG
This is a messenger RNA of Python bivittatus (Burmese python), 7364 nucleotides long. The record is from RefSeq and is a predicted model, not a curated record. NCBI's taxonomy places the organism in Eukaryota, Metazoa, Chordata, Lepidosauria, Squamata, Pythonidae.